UUGUUCUCAAAGGUCUCGUCCUCCCUCAGAUGCGGUGACUUGCUGGUGCCCGCUGUGGCCUCCCUCAGAGUCGCCCGGGCAAGUCGGGGGCAGUGCCCCUCGCCACCUGCACCUGCACCAUGUCGACCUCGUCCCUGAGGCGGCAGAUGAAGAACAUCGUCCACAACUACUCGGAGGCGGAGAUCAAGGUCCGCGAGGCCACGAGCAACGACCCCUGGGGCCCGUCCAGCUCGCUCAUGUCGGAGAUCGCCGACCUCACCUACAACGUCGUCGCCUUCUCCGAGAUCAUGAGCAUGAUCUGGAAGCGGCUCAACGACCACGGCAAGAACUGGCGGCACGUCUACAAGGCCAUGACGCUGAUGGAGUACCUCAUCAAGACGGGCUCGGAGCGCGUGUCGCAGCAGUGCAAGGAGAACAUGUACGCCGUGCAGACGCUCAAGGACUUCCAGUACGUGGACCGCGACGGCAAGGACCAGGGCGUGAACGUGCGCGAGAAGGCCAAGCAGCUGGUGGCGCUGCUGCGCGACGAGGACCGGCUGCGGGAGGAGCGUGCCCACGCACUCAAGACCAAGGAGAAGCUGGCGCAGACCGCCACGGCCUCCUCAGCAGCUGUGGGCUCGGGGCCUCCGCCCGAGGCGGAGCAGGCCUGGCCGCAGAGCAGCGGGGAAGAGGAGCUGCAGCUGCAGCUGGCGCUGGCCAUGAGCAAGGAGGAGGCCGACCAGCCCCCGUCCUGCGGCCCCGAGGAUGACGUCCAGCUCCAGCUGGCCCUUAGUUUGAGCAGAGAGGAGCACGAUAAGGAGGAGCGGAUCCGCCGUGGGGACGACCUGAGGCUGCAGAUGGCCAUAGAGGAGAGCAAGAGGGAGACGGGGGGCAAGGAGGAGUCAUCCCUCAUGGAUCUUGCCGACGUCUUCACAGCCCCAGCUCCGCCGGCCUCGGACCCCUGGGGGGGCCCAGCGCCCAUGGCUGCAGCUAUCCCCACAGCCCCCCCUGCCUCGGACCCCUGGGGGGGACCCCCUGGCCCUCCAGCUGCUGAUCCCUGGGGUGGCCCAACCCCCACGCCAGCCUCUGGGGACCCCUGGAGGCCUGCUGCCCCUGCUGGACCUUCAGUUGACCCUUGGGGAGGGGCUCCGGCCCCUGCAGCUGGAGAGGGGCCCACACCUGACCCAUGGGGAGGCUCCGAUGGUGAGUCCUGCUGGCCGAGCCCUUGGGAUGGAGACACGGGCGAUGGUUCCAGGAGCUGCGGGGUCGGGGUGGGUGGCAGCCCCGCGGGGCCCGACCCACAUGUCCUGUCCACAGCAGUCGGGGGCUUCGACCCAGAGCCGGAUGAGUUCUCGGACUUUGACCGCCUCCGCACGACCCUGCCGACCUCCGGGAGCAGCACGGGGGAGCUGGAGCUGCUUGCAGGAGAGGUGCCCGCCCGCAGCCCUGGGGCAUUUGACAUGACUGGGGUUGGAGGCUCUAUGGCUGAGGCUGUGGGGGGGCCCCCCCCCGCCGUGGCCACUCCAACCCCCACGCCCCCAACACGGAAGACACCGGAGUCGUUCCUUGGGCCCAACGCAGCUCUGGUUGACCCUGACUCACUGGUGAGCCGGCCGGGCCCUGCACCACCGGGAUCCAAGGCUGCCAACCCCUUCCUGCCAAGUGGAGCCCCGGCCACUGGCCCCUCCGUCACCAACCCCUUCCAGCCAGCUCCCCCAGCGACGCUCACCCUGAACCAGCUCCGUCUCAGCCCGGUGCCCCCAGCUCCUGGAGCACCCCCCACCUACAUCUCUCCUCUUGGUGGGGGCCCUGGCCUGCCCCCCGUGAUGCCCCCGGGCCCCCCGGCCCCCAACACUAACCCCUUCCUCCUCUAAUCCAGGGCGGGAGGGGCUGGCCCGCCUGACCGUCCUGCCCCUGGAGUCAGUGUCAUGAGUGCAUUUGA
This is a messenger RNA of Tupaia belangeri chinensis (Chinese tree shrew), 1921 nucleotides long. It is a transcript of the gene EPN1, whose product is annotated as epsin 1. Gene Ontology annotation, cellular component: plasma membrane; clathrin vesicle coat; endosome. The record is from RefSeq and is a predicted model, not a curated record. Gene Ontology annotation, biological process: endocytosis. Gene Ontology annotation, molecular function: clathrin binding; phospholipid binding. Lineage: Eukaryota; Metazoa; Chordata; Mammalia; Scandentia; Tupaiidae.